AUGCCACACACUACAUCGGACCAAGAUGACGGCGGAAAGAGGGCAAGCAGUGACGACUGGGUCAAAGUUCCAAGAGAUCCGGAGUGGCAUGAAGACGUCGACGAGAACGACAAGAUCUACUCAGGCCCUGGAGCAGAGACCACCAAGACGUCCCCGCUGAAGUCGACAUCAUUUGGCAGCCUGCUCAAAGAAUUCUGUGCCAAAGUGAUGGACACAAGCUCACGUGCCUCUGGGAUGACUAGAAGGGCCGGUGGAAGUGGUAGUGGAAAAUCAGCAAAGUGA
Messenger RNA from Diaporthe amygdali, 282 nucleotides. RefSeq lists its product as uncharacterized. Bases 1 to 282 code for a protein of 93 amino acids. Lineage: Eukaryota; Fungi; Ascomycota; Sordariomycetes; Diaporthales; Diaporthaceae. The record is from RefSeq and is a predicted model, not a curated record. The transcript has a single exon.